UGGACGUAACCAUAUACAUUAUACACCGAACCACAUUAAAUUCUCUAUGUCUAUUUUUCUGUCUUUUAUUUUUUCCUUUAUUGUCUUGUUACUAAGAGUGAUCACAAGAGCAACAACGAUAUAAUGAUAAUCAAGAGUGAAGAACUCAACUCAUUCUUUCUUCCUUGAACAGAGUCUACUCUCUUUCUUCUUCUUCCCAAAAUGAUGCCUAAACCCGUGAACGUUUUGGCAACAAAGCCCUCACCUUUGAGUACCAUGGUGGUGGUGCUGAUACUCUGCAUUCUGGGUUUCUACGCUCUGCAUUUCCCUCACUCUUCUACACCUUCCUCCUCCUCCUCCUCUCAAAACCUCUCUCAGGUGGAAAAACUUUUUCUCUCCGCUUCCUCAAACUCCACCAUUUCUUCCUACCUCCGCGCUCUCACCCUGCACCCUCACCUCGCCGGAACAAAACCCGGCUCCGACGUCGCCAGCUAUGUCCUCAACCACUUCACUUCAUUGGGACUCAAGACCCACACGGCGACCUACACCACGCUUCUCUCUUUCCCGGUUCACUCCUCCCUCUCAGCGCAUUUUAGCGAAGGCGGCCCCUCGGUGAGCCUCCGCCUCACGGAGCCGGCAGCCGCGGGCGUGGUUCAGGCCUACCACGCGUACUCGCCGUCGGGUGCGGUGCAGGCGCGUGCGGUGUUCGCGAACUACGGGAGGGAGAGGGACUACCGCGCGCUGGGCGCUAUGGGAGUGAACGUGAGCGGGUGCGUGGUGGUUGUGCGGAAGGGCGGGGAGAUGGGGCGCGGCACAGUAGUGGAGAGAGCGGAGGCGCACGGGGCGGCGGCGGUGUUGGUUUACGGCGAGGGUGACACGUGGCGGAAGGGGUUUGAGAGGGGGCACGUGAUGAGGGGAGGAAUAGGGGACCCACUCACUCCUGGUUGGGCUGGGGUUGAGGGUGGCGAGACACUGGGAUUGGAAGAUAGGGAAGUCUUGAAAAGGUUCCCCAAAAUUCCAUCUAUGCCUUUAUCAGCUGAGGUGGCAGACUCUAUUUUGUCCUCUCUUGGGGGUGCUCCUGUGCCUCUUCAAUGGAGGGGCACCCUAAGGUCUAAGGUCAGACAUGUUGGUCCUGGCCCCACCAUCCUCAAUUUCACUUACCAGGGUGAAAAGAAGGUGGCCAACAUUGAAAAUGUUUUUGCUGUCAUAAAGGGGUCAGAAGAACCUGAUCGAUAUGUUCUGCUGGGGAACCACAGAGAUGCAUGGACGUAUGGUGCUGUUGAUCCCAGCAGUGGGACAGCUGCACUACUUGACAUUGCUCGUCGGUUUUCUGUUCUAUUGGGUUUGGGGUGGAAGCCAAGGAGGACAAUAAUUCUCUGCAGUUGGGAUGCUGAGGAAUUUGGGAUGAUAGGAUCAACUGAAUGGGUUGAACAAAACCUUCUUAAUCUGGCUUCCAAAGCUGUAGCAUACCUUAAUGUGGACUGUGCUGUUCAGGGCCCUGGUUUCUUUGUUGGCUCAACUCCUCAGCUAGACAGUCUUAUUCUUGAGGUCACAAAAAAGGUCAAGGAUCCUGAUUCUGAGGGUGUAUCACUAUAUGAGAAUUGGGUUGCUGCUUCUGCUGGAAGCAAUAACAUUCAGAGGCUCAGUGGAGUUGAUUCUGAUUUUGCUCCAUUUGUGCAACAUGCGGGGGUUCCAUCCAUUGAUAUGUAUUAUGGAAGAGAUUUCCCUGUCUAUCACACUGCAUUCGACUCCUAUAACUGGAUGGCAGAGUAUGCAGAUCCAUUCUUCCACCGCCAUGUUGCUGUUACGGGAGUUUGGGGGCUUCUAGCACUUCACUUAGCUGGCGAUCCCAUUCUUCCUUUCAAUUACGUUUCAUAUGCAAAUGAGUUACAGCUAUACAAAAACAUGUUGAGCAACUUGGUAGAUCAGAAAAUUUCCUUACAUCCAUUAACUCUUUCAAUUGAAGAAUUUGCUUCUGCUGCCAAAGAAGCUGAUGAUGAAUCAAAGAAACUGAGAUUGCAGGAAACAGAAGGUUGUGUUUUGGAUAUCAAAAAACGAGCUUUGAAUGAUAGACUAAUGCUUGCUGAAAAAGGGUUCUUGGAUGCAGAUGGACUUCAAGGAAAGCAGUGGUUCAAGCAUCUCGUGUAUGGGCCUUCAAGCAACAAUGAAAGGCUCAAUUUCUUCCCUGGGAUUUCUGAUUCUAUUACUGGUUCUACGGGUGUUACUGAAACAGAAAGGCUAGCAUCAAUUCAACAUGAGAUCUGGAGGGUUGCCAGAGCCAUUCGUCGAGCUGCUUCUGCACUCACAGGAGAAUUCACUUGAAAGCACACGCACAAAAUAAAAAAAAAACUAAUCAAGUUAGAGAAGAUGGAUGAAACCAUAUACGUUUUGAGUGUAAAUAUUACUAGUGUUUCUUUCAGCUGUUACAGGAGCAGGGUUGCUAGUCACAUUUUGAGGUAUAUAACUGUAUAUUAAGGUUUCAGAUAGGAUAUAUAUAUGUAUGCCUCUGCCAGCAGUUUGAAGACAUGUAUGUACACACAGUGAUAGCAGAAUGUGUUUGUAAUGAAUAAUCUACACAAAAUUUUCUACGUUC
This is a messenger RNA of Vigna unguiculata (cowpea), 2572 nucleotides long. Its product is annotated as putative glutamate carboxypeptidase AMP1. The record is from RefSeq and is a predicted model, not a curated record. Gene Ontology annotation, molecular function: carboxypeptidase activity. Lineage: Eukaryota; Viridiplantae; Streptophyta; Magnoliopsida; Fabales; Fabaceae.